AUGUCCGCUUAUCAAGGCGAAGGAAAUUAUCCUGAACUUUUAGUGGAUAACAAAUCCGCUGUUGAUACGAUAGUUUAUGGUAACUUUUCACCAAAAUCAAAGCCAUACGCUGUCAGGUUGAAAUGUUUAGAAGAACGAUUUGAAGAGAAGCGUUUCAUUAUCAAACACGUUAGUACGAAGGACCAGUUAGCUGAUAUUCUUACUAAACCUAUUACUACCAAGGUAUUGGGUAAGUUAAGGAGCAUGAUUAUUCAGAUGCUACAAAUCAAGGGAGCGUGUCGGACAUAUGAGAAUAUUACCUAG
Messenger RNA from Brettanomyces bruxellensis, 303 nucleotides. RefSeq lists its product as uncharacterized. The record is from RefSeq and is a predicted model, not a curated record. Lineage: Eukaryota; Fungi; Ascomycota; Pichiomycetes; Pichiales; Pichiaceae. The transcript has a single exon. The coding region runs from base 1 to 303 and encodes 100 amino acids.